CCGGGAAAGGCUAAGCAUUUGCAAAUUCCGGCUCCAGAGCGCGGGGAGCAUCCUAUCCCCGCUGGCUGGCCGGCCGAGCAGCAGCUGCAGAACAGGACGAGGCUUCCCGGUUCUUCGCUAUCCUAACGCUGCCCGCGUUAUCCCCGCCUCUGCCGCUGGGCGCCGGCGGCUGCCCUGCCCUGUCCCUCCAGUGCAACAGAGCGAAGAGCGGCAGCCCGCAGAGGUCCGCUCGGAGCCGAGCACUGGGCUAGAGACCCUGUUCCUCUCCUAGCCGCGCAGGCAUAGGCAGAGCCCUGGGCUGAACAGUCAUGACAGCUGAAAAGACUAUUCCUAUAAUUAACGGCAAGCCAGAAGAUGCUUUGGACCCAGAAGCUUCAAGUACCAACCUCGUCCACAGCAAUGAUAAGAAAGUUCAUGAAAGAGGUCACUGGAACAAUAAGGUUGAAUUUGUGCUUUCUGUGGCAGGGGAGAUUAUUGGGUUGGGAAAUGUAUGGAGAUUCCCAUAUCUUUGCUACAAGAAUGGAGGAGGUGCUUUCCUCAUCCCAUAUGUGGUUUUUUUUAUUUGCUGUGGAAUACCAGUAUUUUUCUUGGAGACGGCCUUGGGACAGUUUACUAGUGAAGGAGGCAUUACAUGCUGGAGGAAAGUUUGCCCUCUAUUUGAAGGCAUUGGAUAUGCUACCCAAGUUAUAGAGGCACAUCUAAAUGUGUAUUACAUCAUCAUUUUAGCAUGGGCUAUCUUCUAUUUGUUUAACUGCUUUACUACAGAGCUUCCUUGGGCUACCUGUGGGCAUGAAUGGAAUACAGAAAACUGUGUGGAAUUUCAAAAACUUAAUAUGAGCAACUGCAGUCAAAUCUCUUUACAAAAUGCCACUUCUCCAGUGAUGGAAUUCUGGGAACGAAGAGUGCUAGCUAUAUCUGGUGGAAUUGAACAUAUUGGGAAUCUUCGCUGGGAACUUGCACUGUGCCUCCUUGCUGCUUGGACUAUCUGCUAUUUUUGCAUUUGGAAAGGAACAAAGUCUACUGGAAAGGUUGUAUAUGUAACAGCCACGUUCCCCUAUAUCAUGUUGAUGAUUCUUCUGAUUCGUGGAGUAACGUUACCAGGUGCUUCCGAGGGGAUAAAAUUCUACUUGUACCCUGACCUUUCUCGACUGUCAGACCCACAGGUGUGGGUGGAUGCCGGCACACAGAUAUUCUUCUCUUAUGCGAUCUGCUUGGGGUGCUUGACAGCCCUGGGAAGUUACAACAACUAUAAUAAUAACUGCUACAGAGACUGCAUCAUGCUCUGCUGCUUGAACAGUGGCACAAGCUUUGUUGCUGGUUUUGCUAUCUUUUCAGUUCUUGGAUUUAUGGCUUAUGAACAAGGCGUGCCCAUUGCAGAAGUUGCAGAAUCAGGACCAGGACUUGCAUUCAUUGCUUACCCUAAAGCCGUUACCAUGAUGCCUCUUUCUCCUCUGUGGGCAACUCUGUUCUUCAUGAUGCUUAUAUUCCUUGGAUUAGAUAGUCAGUUCGUGUGUGUUGAAAGCCUUGUGACAGCUGUUGUAGAUAUGUACCCAAAGAUUUUCCGAAGGGGCUACAGAAGAGAACUGUUGAUUCUCGGCCUUUCCGUUGUGUCAUACUUCAUUGGCCUAAUAAUGUUAACUGAGGGUGGGAUGUACGUCUUUCAGUUAUUUGACUCUUAUGCAGCUAGUGGCAUGUGCCUUCUUUUUGUUGCCAUAUUUGAAUGUGUCUGCAUAGGCUGGGUUUAUGGCAGCAAUCGCUUUUAUGAUAACAUUGAAGAUAUGAUUGGGUACAAACCACUGUCACUGAUUAAAUGGUGCUGGAUGGUCUUAACUCCAGGUAUUUGCGCAGGAAUCUUCAUCUUUUUCCUGGUGAAAUACAAGCCUUUGAAAUACAACAAUGUAUAUAUAUACCCUGACUGGGGCUAUGGCAUAGGGUGGAUGAUGGCGCUCUCUUCCAUGAUCUGUAUCCCCUUGUGGAUGUGCAUUAAGCUGUGGAAGACAGAAGGCACUUUCAUAGAGAAAUUCAGGAAGUUGAUUACACCCAGCUCAGAUCUGAAAAUGAGAGGGAAACUUGGAGGAGGAGCCUACAGUGCAGCAAUAAAUGACUGCGAUGCCAAACUGAAAGGAGAUGGCACCAUUUCAACCAUUACAGAAAAGGAGACACAUUUCUGAAAGAACUAUCUCUCUUUUUUUUUUUUUUUGUAUAAAUGAAAUAAAUAAAUAAAUAAAUUCACCUAAUUAUAGAGGCUGGCUUGUUUUGCACAAAACUUUAUUAACCAGUUAAUUUUAAAGUGAAAAUUGUAUACUUGUUUAAAAGUGAUUUUUUAAAAUUACUAUAUAAGUAAUGAUUAUGUAAAAGAAAAAGAAAUAGUAUUAUAUGCUAUGUUAGUGAUGACUUCUUGUAAUAUGGUGAUUUCAGUAAAUGUUUUUUUAGAAGUUAGAGGGACCUGUAUAAUGUGCUGUAAAACUUUUCUACUUUGAUUUCUGUCAGACGUAAUGUUGUAUAGAUAUAUGCACUCUAAUCUGUAAGCAUUUCAGACCAUUGCAGCUUUUAAUGUAUGUAUAUAAAGGGGACCAGAAUGUCCUUUCGUUUAUAUCGGAAGAAACUGUGAGGAGAUGGGGGGUGGCUUGUAGCUGCUGUUGCGUAUUACUCUCUAAAUGCGGGCUGGAUCCAAAGGCCAGGGGACCCAGAGGAGCCUUUCCAGCUGAGGCACCAGGCUCUGUGGGAUUCAGCCCCUCCCUAGCCAGGGCAGCUGCACGACCGAGCUCUGCACCUAACCAAGCUCUUCUUUCAGGGCAAGUUUUGGGAAGCCGACAGGAAGCACCACCUCAGCCGCUCUUACCGCCUUCUCUCCACCCUCCAUUUGCUUCAACAGGUCUAAAAAUGUGGUGGAAUGGGCCCACUUCUGAGUCACGGUUUUUCUGGAGAUUGGAUAGAGAAUAUUUCUUAAGAGCUCUGAAUUUUGCUGCUCUUGUAAGUCCAUGGUCUCCAAGAUGACGUGUACUACUUCAGGGGACAUCUGAAGCUUUUUCAUUUUCUUCAGUGUCUAGGUGGCCGGUACUUCAUUUUGGUUGACACUUCCCAUCCCCUGAAGUGAAAUGUGUCUAUGCUUGUACAACGGGAGAUCAAGGUUACAACUGGAGAUGUUCUGAGGGAAAAAAAAAAAAAAAAAAAAGCAGGUUUAGAGCUCUGCAUACCUUGGCCUCUCUGUCUCCUUGUCUGCUUGCCAGUCUGUCUGUCUGUGCAUCUAUUCACUCCCGUCAAAAGAAGUGAAGGAUCCUGUAAUGACGAUAUGUAGCACUAUAUAGCUUUUCUCAUCUUCAGGGUACUUUCUAGAUACUCUCGGAUUAGGUCCUGAUUGUUCUACCCUGAAAGGUAUCGAGGCUUGCGCUGAAGUCAGAAUAGGAGCUCAUUUGGUGGAAGGCUAGAGUAAUUGGUCCUGAACGUAAUUUAUAUAUGGUGCAGGAACAAAGACAGGGAUGCUGUGAGUUGCAGGGGAGCAGUAUGGGGUUUGUGAUAUCAGGCCUUUUGAUUCUAUCAGUUGUAUGAACUGAGUCCCUCAGAUUUAAAACAGAUUUUGUAUGUGAAUCCAGCUGACGGACGGUUGUUGCCGUGAGGUAUGCAAAUGCUAGUGCCAGUAUCAAAAUCUCUAGACUAUCUCUUGGGAGUUUUUUGGGGGUUGGGUUUUUUUUUUUUUCUUCUGCCAAUAUUCCAAACACUCUCAUUUGUUCUGGACAAUUAUUCUUUUUUUCUUGUCCUGUUUUUUUAUUUAAUGGUUGUAUGAGAAACCUGUGAAGAAUACUGUACUACACUGCGGAGUAUUUGAUGGGGAGAAACAAGCAGCAGCCUAAGACAGCUCAGAAGAAAUGUCAUAACAUCUGCUGUCUUCUCUGCAAUUCAAAAUCACCAAAGCUCAGAUCCCAGCACCUGGAGCUGUAAGAAGCAGAAGUGGCUGCUGGCCUUCUACAGAGGAAAGCAUUUCACUAGAAGUCUCUAAGUAUAUCUUAAUAUUACGUAGAACUGUACAGGUAGUCAGCAUUUCUUUGAGAUUUUACAGUUACCUCUUAAAAAGCAUUUCCAUACGCUCAAGUCUCAAGUCACAUCAUCGAAUAUAAUCUAUUUAAUUUUCCUUCAUCUUAUUUGUAUUUUUUGUGUGGUAAGGUAGAAGCCUAAGAGAGAACUUCUCUACCACAAUUCUACUUCAAAUAUUUUAAGUCCUUUGCACGUCUCCAUCAUUAGUUGCUUAGAAAGGACAUUUUGAAGGAGCCUGCCUUCAUGAAGGCACAGAACCAUCAUCCUGUGAAUGCUGGCCUCCCUCAGAGGGAGUCUUCAGCUUGGCAUCCAGAACUGGAGGUUACCAAUGAAAAUCAUGGUCCCACUGGAACAUGAUACUUCUGGAAGAGAAAUGCUCCCAGAAUUGACACCACAGAGUGAGUUAUAAAACUACAGAAAAGACAACGAAGCAACUGAAAGCUACAAAUUGAUAUUGAAAAAAUGCCCACUCCAAACCCUAGAAUUUAACAUUUUUGGAAGUGCUAAUGAAUCGUAAGCAUUUCUAAUCUCGUGUUCCUUUCUGGUCCUUCUCUCCACCCACCAGAGCUGCAGAAGUAAGGCCCCGAAGGCACAGAUGGGCCUUGGGAUGGGUUAUGUUCCCUCCCAGAGUAAAUGUCAACACAUUUUCAUAUCAGUGAAGGAUGUAGAUGCACUCUUGGGUUACACUUGGCCCUUAGCCCUUGCUUUCAAUGGAGUUAUCUUCAGCAAUUGGGACUCCUCGUGAAUGUUCACAGUAAAGUGUGCCAAGAGGAGGAACCCACACCACUCAACUGGCCAUGCAUUAGACACAAAACGAAAAUCCCAGCCAAGUCAAGGUUGCCCUUUGAAUCAUAACACGCAUUGCUGUAGCAGGAAAAAUUGACUUGCGGAUUUUAGCUUCUCGGUGUACUUUGAACUGUUGUACUCAUCCAAAUAUCUCCACAGGAACUAUGUACUUGGUAUGGAACGUGCUUCCUAUUCUGCUGCUAUGAACCAUUUCACCCGUAGCUUUAUACACAUACAUGUGGUUUGGCAUGGUCUAAAUUAUUAUUCAGUAUUACUAAUGUGCUGUGCUUGUACAUGUGUGCAUUUAAUAUCUGACUUCUUUAACACUACUGAUUUUUAAAAAAUAUUUUUCUUUUGUGGGGAGGGAUCUGGGAGGGCGAAUUUCUUAAUAGUAUUUGUGUUGUGGGGUUUUUUGGGGUUUGGGGGGGGUUUUUUUUGAAACAAUAUGAAGGGGAAAAUGCAGAAAACAACUCUAUCGUGAUGAUUUUUUUAUGCAGUAGAAACAAUAUUGCCCUUUUCUGAAAUAUCUGCAGUAUUAUUAAAAGUAAUACAAUAAAAA
This is a messenger RNA of Grus americana (Whooping crane), 5377 nucleotides long. It is a transcript of the gene SLC6A11, whose product is annotated as solute carrier family 6 member 11. Gene Ontology annotation, cellular component: plasma membrane. Gene Ontology annotation, biological process: sodium ion transmembrane transport; neurotransmitter transport. The record is from RefSeq and is a predicted model, not a curated record. The coding region runs from base 309 to 2171 and encodes 620 amino acids. Lineage: Eukaryota; Metazoa; Chordata; Aves; Gruiformes; Gruidae. The transcript has 15 exons. Gene Ontology annotation, molecular function: gamma-aminobutyric acid:sodium:chloride symporter activity.